CUUAACCCCAACGCAAAUAUCUAACGUGCAUCCGACGCCAAUCGUCAGCAGCUGUAGGUUCCACAGUAUUGAACGGAUGAGAAUCACGGGAAAAAAUAUCAAGAGUACGUAAAACCGCCCACAUCUGAUCAUAUCUCCUUUCAAUACAGAAAUUAAGCUGACUGUAAUGCGUUUUCUUAUUCUAUUCUUCACGAACUUUCACUCUCUUGUCGACUUGUUUCAUUUUCGGGGAAUCUCGACAGAUCCGAUCGAUCAUUAAGAGUACUGAAACACUGUUAUUCACUUAGCAAUUACGAUCUUUCGAUUUCAGCCAUUGUAAUCUUAGAACUCUCUUUGUUUGAACAUGAGUAAGUAAGAUGGUUCACUGAGAAAUGGACGUGGAUAGAUCGUCGUUGUGCAAUUGUGUGGUGAAUUUCCUUUUGGAAGAGAAUUAUCUACUUACAGCUUUUGAGCUUCUACAUGAACUUCUCGAUGAUGGCCGUGAUGCGCAGGCGAUUCGCCUUAAAGAGUUAUUCUUGGAUUCUUCUCAGUUUCCACCUGAUCAGAUCUCCCGCUUGAAUUCCCUCCGAGUUGCUGACCCCCAGAGCUUGCUGGAAGAAAAGGAAGAGAUAGUAGAGAAAUUUGCACUCAGUGAGUACGAGCUUCGCUUAGCCCGGGAAGACAUACUGAAGUUGAAAGCUGAAUUGGAGAAGAUAUCCAAACCAACUUCUGAUGAAUUUAAUGGGGUUAAGACAGAUAUAUCUGCACAUCCUGGGGUGGAAUCUCAACAGCAUAAGAAAGCAGCCUCUUCAUUUGACUUGGGUGCUCUGAAGGACAACGAGCGACGGGAUCUUAAUUGUGCUGUGAAGGAGUAUUUGCUUUUAGCUGGAUACCGCCUUACUGCAAUGACAUUUUAUGAAGAGGUUACUGACCAAAACCUAGAUGAUUGGCAGAAGUCUUCUGCAUACUGUACAGAUGCUUUGCGCCAUUAUUACUAUCAAUAUCUUUCAUCCACUUCAGAGGCUGCUGAGGAAAAAGUUUCAAUGCUUAGAGAAAAUGAGCGUUUGGUAAAAGAAAGUGAAAAGGUCCAGAAUGACAUGAAGUCCUUGCAGAAAAACAAAGAUGUCGCUGAUGCUCAAGUUUUGACGCUAAACAAAUCCUUAGAAGCUUUGCAGAAGGAUAUCAAGGAGAAGGAGAAACUGGUUCAUGAACUUAAGCAGUCACUGAAAUUACAAAGUAAGGACCUCAAUGACUGCAGAGCCGAGAUCACGUCACUUAAGAUGCACAUUGAAGGAUCUCGUUUAACGCAAAAGUUAGUUACUAUUGAUAAUGAUCAUGCUGAAACUCGAACCGUGGAAAGCUACAAGGAAGAAAUAAAUUUGCUACAUAAACAAAUAGAGACUUUAAAGGCUACACAAUCUGUUCCUCUGGAGAUUCCAAGGUCUACGGGUGGUGAACAAGAGAUUACUGAAAAAGCUAAUGAAGUUUUGCAGUCAAACAUGAGCAUAAUUAUAAAAUCUUCAUCUGACAAAGGACUUGAUAGUCCAGAUUUUGCGGAUACUCCUAUUUCAGCCGAUCAGAUACAUGUUGAUGGUGGCACCUCAGAUAUACCUGAUCAAAUUCCUGGGGGGAUAACAGUGAGUCCCACCCAUGGUAAUGGUUCCAUAGUGAAGUCUGACCAGGUGUUUGAUUACAAGGAACUACCAGCAUUGGAAGAGAAUGGUCGAGUUUCAAAACAAGAUAGCUUUGAUGGGAAACUAAUUUCCCAGAAAAUGGGUUUGAGAACAAUUCAAAUACUAUCUGAUGCAUUGCCCAAGAUUGUUCCAUAUGUCUUGAUCAACCAUCGUGAGGAGCUUCUUCCUCUUAUCAUGUGUGCUAUAGAGCGUCAUCCUGAAAGCCACACAAGAGAUUCUUUGACCCACACAUUGUUCAACUUAAUCAAACGUCCUGAUGAACAACAGAGAAGGAUUAUAAUGGAUGCUUGUGUGACUCUUGCCAAGAAUGUUGGAGAAAUGAGAACAGAAACAGAAUUGCUUCCACAGUGCUGGGAGCAGAUAAAUCACACAUACGAGGAGCGGAGGCUGUUAGUUGCUCAAUCAUGUGGAGAGCUUGCAGAAUACGUGCGGCCUGAAAUUCGAGAUUCUCUCAUCUUAUCCAUCAUGCAGCAACUCAUUGAGGAUUCGGCAACAGUUGUUCGUGAGGCUGCUGCUCUUAACCUUGCUUUGCUUCUUCCACUGUUUCCAAACGUGGACAAAUAUUUCAAGGUAGAGGAGAUUAUGUUUCAGUUGGUAUGUGAUCCUUCAGGGGUAGUAGUGGAAGCUACAAUCAAACAAUUGGUGCCUGCUUUACUUAAUUGGGGAAAUAAAUUGGACCAUGUAUUAAGAGUUCUACUCUCUCAUAUUUUGGGCUCUACUCAGCGUUGUCCACCUCUUUCAGGGGUUGAGGGUUCCCUUGAGUCAUGUCUCCGAGUUUUAGGUGAAAGAGAACGGUGGAAUCUUGAUGUCCUCUUAAGAUUACUAUUGGAGCUGCUUCCUUUUUUGAAGCGAAGAACAAUUGAGACGUGCCCAUUCCCUAACAGUUCAGAAAAUAACAGGAGAAUCUUUACCAAGUCCUUGAUACAAUUAUAUGCCAGGGAACAUGCAGAAUGGCCAGCAUUUGAAUGGCUGCAUAUUGACUGCUUUCCUGCUCUCAUUCAACUUGCCUCCUUGUUACCUCAGAAGGAAGAUAGCCUAAGAACUCGUUUAGUAAAGAUUUUGUUGGCAAUAUCUGAACAUUUUGGCGAUGAGUAUAUGGUAUGCUUCACACUACCAGUAUUCUUAGUGGCAGUGGGUGGUGAUGCUGACUUUACAUUUUUCCCAUCUAAAAUCCAGCCAAGGGUUAAAGGUUUAAGGCCAAAAACAUCUGUGUCUGAGAGACUUGCAACUUUGUGUGUCCUCCCACUGUUGUUGGCUGGUGUUUUAGGAUCUCCAAAUCAGCGUGAACAACUUACAGAGUACCUGAGAAAUUUGUUGGUAGAGAGAACAAUGCAAGAUGGUCAAGAAACAAAGCACCUAGAUGAGAUUUUUAAUUCUGUUCGCUUCCUUUGCACAUUUGAAGAACAUCAUAACAUGAUUUUCAAUAUUUUGUGGGAGAUGGUUUUGAGCUCCAACAUAGAUAUGAAAAUCAGUGCUGCUAAUCUUCUGAAAGUCAUUGUGCCUUGUGUUGAUUCUAAAGUGGCUUCUGCUCAGGUUUUACCUGCUCUUGUCACCCUUGGCUCUGACCCAAAUUUGAAUGUUAAAUAUGCUAGUAUUGAUGCAUUUGGAGCUGUGGCGCAGCAUUUUAGAAAUGAUGUGAUUGUGGAUAAAAUACGUGUGCAAAUGGAUGCUUUUCUUGAAGAUGGAUCACAUGAAGCUGCUAUUGUAGUGGUCCGUUCAUUGGUGGUGGCUAUACCAAACAGCACAGACAGACUUAGAGAUUAUUUAUUAUCCAAGAUCUUUCAGCUUUCAAAUGCACAACUUCCUGUGACUGAUAUUACGCGUAGGCGUGCCCGAGCUAAUGCAUUUUGUGAAUCUAUCCGAGCUCUUGAUGCCACAGACAUUCCUGCAAACAGUGUAAGAGAUUUUUUGCUACCAGCAAUCCAGAACUUGUUGAAAGAUCCUGAUGCAAUUGAUCCAGUGCACAAAGAAGCGCUGGAGAUCAUAGCAAAGGAAAGAUCAGGAGGAACUUUUGACACGAUUAGCAAAGUGAUGGGGGCUCAUAUAGGGCUUGCGUCAUCCAUGACCAGUCUAUUCGGGGAGGGAGGAAUUCUUGGUAGUAGUACUAAUAGUAGUACAAAUAGAAAGGAAACAGCAGAUCCAUCAUCAGCCAUUGAACCAAUUGAGAAUUCAAAGGUUUCUCCCCUACCACCUUCAGCUGAAGAUACUAGGUUUAAGCGAAUUAUGAGAGGAAGCUUCUCAGAAAUGCUAAGGGGAAAACCAAAGGCCAUUGAUGAUAAUCCUCCUAACUAGUCAAAACUUGUAUCUUGAUCUUCUUUUCUUUUUCAAAAUUUUAAAAACCAUCAUUCAUUUAAAUCAUCCUUUAAAGAGCUUUUUCAGUUAUAAAUUGGGAUCCAAAGUUGUGUUGUGUUUGUGUUGAGAAGAAAAUUGUAAUGAGAUUUGUUGGAAUAUAUUAAAUAAAUAUAUCUUUAUUUUUA
Messenger RNA from Impatiens glandulifera, 4150 nucleotides. Its product is annotated as RAB11-binding protein RELCH homolog. The transcript is spliced from 20 exons. Gene Ontology annotation, molecular function: protein binding. Bases 372 to 3965 code for a protein of 1197 amino acids. NCBI's taxonomy places the organism in Eukaryota, Viridiplantae, Streptophyta, Magnoliopsida, Ericales, Balsaminaceae. The record is from RefSeq and is a predicted model, not a curated record. Gene Ontology annotation, biological process: intracellular cholesterol transport. Gene Ontology annotation, cellular component: trans-Golgi network; recycling endosome.